UGCGCAUCAAUAAGUUGCUUGCCAACCGCCAUAAAAAAGAAGAGGAAAAAGUUACGUACAGGAAGUAGUUUGCGUCCGCUUGUAGGCGAAUAGAACAGAAAGGAUCUAUUUUUAUUUUAUUUUGGUAUGAGUGAUGGAGGAUCCCAGUCCAUCCAAAGUGGUUCUCUUGGCCUGCGGCUCCUUCAACCCCAUAACUAACAUGCACCUGAGGAUGUUUGAGCUGGCCCGAGAUCAUCUGGAAGACACAGGUCAGUACAGGGUGAUAAAAGGAAUCAUAUCUCCGGUGGGCGAUGCCUAUAAGAAAAAGGGUUUGAUUGAGUCCUGUCACCGUGUGGAGAUGGUCCGAUUGGCCACAGAAAGCUCAGGAUGGAUCACAGUGGACUCCUGGGAGAGCCAGCAGUCAGAGUGGUUGGAGACGGUUAAAGUGGUUCGGCAUCAUUAUGAAGAGAUUAUUGCUGCAGAACAUAACAAAGAUGAUGUGGACACAGUAAAGCAUGCAAAGAAGAGGCGUAUAGAGGAGAAACGCUUUGAGAGUUCAGAUCAGAACAAAAAAAGAGAUGUCCCUCAUCUGAUGCUGCUAUGUGGAGCAGAUGUCCUGGAAUCCUUUGAAACUCCCAAUCUUUGGAAGAAGGAGGACAUCGCUGAGAUCGUGGGGCGCUACGGUUUGGUCUGCAUCACUCGCAGCGGCGGCGACCCGCACAAAUUCAUCAACCAGUUGGACGAGCUAUGGAAGUAUCGCACGAAUAUCCACGUCGUCCAUGAAUGGGUGACCAACGACAUCUCUGCGACCCAUGUCCGGCGGGCACUGCGCCGAGGCCGAAGCGUCAGAUACCUGCUGCCCGACAGCGUCAUCAGCUACAUUCAGGAGCAUGGCCUCUACAGCGCUGAGAGCGAGCAGAAAAACGCUGAUGUAAUUCUUGCGCCUUUUCAGAGAUACUCUGAGGCCUCCACCAGCUGAUGAACUUUAACGCCAUGUUUACAAAAAAAAGCUGAAGCCGGUUUGCUGUGAAUCCAAAACAAAUUAGAUUGUUUAUUCAUGCUGUCAGUAGUGUCUGUUUCACAGACCAAUCAUUCAGAUGAGUUUUAUGGUGGAAAUGUUUAUUUUUUAUUUUGCACUAAUCGGAGUAAAAGAGCCAAAGUUCAACUACAAAUAAAACACUUUUUUU
Cyprinodon tularosa is the source of this 1166-nucleotide messenger RNA. RefSeq names its product nicotinamide/nicotinic acid mononucleotide adenylyltransferase 1-like. The transcript is spliced from 5 exons. NCBI's taxonomy places the organism in Eukaryota, Metazoa, Chordata, Actinopteri, Cyprinodontiformes, Cyprinodontidae. Gene Ontology annotation, biological process: NAD+ biosynthetic process. Gene Ontology annotation, molecular function: nicotinamide-nucleotide adenylyltransferase activity; nicotinate-nucleotide adenylyltransferase activity. The record is from RefSeq and is a predicted model, not a curated record. The coding region runs from base 134 to 958 and encodes 274 amino acids.